AUGCCACCACAUAGUCGCGGACGAGACGCAAACUGUCUGCGCGACGUCAAGAGCUUGAACGUCUUUCUCUCAUCGAUCCAUGGAGUCAAGCUCGGCGACUUUGGCACGGCACGGACCCUUGAGACGCUCAUGACGGGCAACAUCGGGUCGCAACUCUGGAUGGCCCGCGAGGUCUUCCGCGCGUACGACUACAACCCAAGCCAGGACGAUGACCGAACGCUCUACACGUCGGCCGCCGACAUUUACUCGUUUGGUAUCACCUUGUCCGAAGUAGAGACGGGCCACAAGCCGUAUGCGAACCAUGAUGGCAACGUCAUUGCUAGCGUGCACGCCGGGAUGUUGCGUCCGGACCUCGGCCAAGCCUGCCCGCGUUGGCUCCGGAAGCUCGCGACCGCCUGCUGGGCGCAAAAGCCGUCGAGUCGCCCGACGGCCCAGCAGAUUAUCAAGUUUCUCACCUAG
Messenger RNA from Saprolegnia diclina VS20, 459 nucleotides. RefSeq lists its product as hypothetical. NCBI's taxonomy places the organism in Eukaryota, Oomycota, Saprolegniomycetes, Saprolegniales, Saprolegniaceae. Gene Ontology annotation, molecular function: ATP binding; protein kinase activity. Gene Ontology annotation, biological process: protein phosphorylation. Bases 1 to 459 code for a protein of 152 amino acids. The transcript has a single exon. The record is from RefSeq and is a predicted model, not a curated record.